UGGGCAGGCAGGCAGACGGGCGAGAGGGCCGGUAGAAGGAGGCGACCACGCGAUGGGGAUGUGACCUGCGGCCAGACGAGGACUCGCGCUGACCCACCCGGCGGACCCCGUGAGUGAGCGCCGCGGCCCCCGCGGCCCCCGCGCUCACGGCCCAGGCUCGCUUCCACUUUCAUUUCGUCAGCUGUCCUGGCGUGGCACCGUCCGGGGGCGACCUGCGCCCGGAGGCAGGCUGGCCACGCUCCUUGGUCUGGGGUCCGGGACUAGGAGCUAGAAAGUCGGGGACGGGUUGGGGGCGCUUUGGUUGAGGAGGGCGUGUCUUCGGAGGCGGAAAUUUCAGGCCGCUCCUCUGGGUCCUACGACCGGUCUAUCCUGGCAUCUGCAGGUCCUGCCCCCGGACAUCUGGCGCUGGACCCCGGCUGGCCAUGGCACUGUGCCUGAAGCAGGUGUUCGCCAAGGACAAGACGUUCAGGCCGCGGAAGCGCUUCGAGCCGGGCACACAGCGCUUUGAGCUGUACAAGAAGGCGCAGGCUUCGCUCAAGUCGGGCCUGGACCUGCGCAGUGUGGUCAGGCUGCCGCCGGGCGAGAACAUUGAUGACUGGAUCGCCGUGCAUGUGGUGGACUUCUUCAACCGCAUCAACCUCAUCUACGGCACCAUGGCUGAGCGCUGCAGUGAGAGCAGCUGCCCGGUCAUGGCCGGAGGGCCCCGCUACGAGUACCGCUGGCAGGACGAGCGCCAGUACCGGCGGCCAGCCAAGCUCUCGGCGCCGCGCUACAUGGCAUUGCUCAUGGACUGGAUUGAGGGCCUCAUCAACGACGAGGAGGUCUUUCCCACCCGCGUGGGAGUUCCCUUCCCCAAGAACUUCCAGCAGGUCUGCACCAAGAUCCUGACCCGCCUCUUCCGCGUCUUUGUACACGUCUACAUCCACCACUUCGACAGCAUCCUCAGCAUGGGGGCUGAGGCACAUGUCAACACCUGCUACAAGCACUUCUACUACUUCAUCCGCGAGUUCAGCCUGGUGGACCAGCGGGAGCUGGAACCACUGAGGGAAAUGACGGAGCGGAUCUGUCACUGAGCCCAGGCCUGGACUUGUUGCCCAUGAGAUGGACCAUCUGAACAGAAUGGCCAGGGGAGGAGACCCUCAGGAGUCUGGUAGCGGAGGAACCUGAAGGCCUGGGACCUUUCCACAGACCCAAAGCCCCUGGACUUCUGGUUCUCAGGAGUCUGCCCACACGUCCCCCUGACUGCUUGUGAGUGGGGAAGGGGAGAGUGCAAAGGUGGGCAGACAGGAGGAAAGAAGGAGCUAAACCCCUGGCGUGAAGUCUAGAGGGUUUCUGCUCUGAUACUUGACCCUUCCACGGUGGUUCCCAAGCCUGUUUGGGGAAUGUAGAUGUGGCUGAGGUGGUGGCCAGAAAGGUACAAGAGUGUGAGCCACCUGUGUGUGAGUGGACACAGAUGAUGUGUGUGUAUAUGUGGCUAUGUGUGUGAUUUUGACCAUGGGGUGUGUCUGUGAGAGCUAGCUGCCUUAGACCCUUCCUGGCACAUACUAGGCCCUCCAUAAAUGUUAGGUAAGUUGAUAGAUGGAAUGAAGUAGGGAUUAGGGCCAUCAGAUCAUGACCACUGUAGGAGUGAUGACAAGUCAAUGUCCACAUUCGGUGUGUCUGACCAUGAGUAUAAGUGCACAGAAUGUGGUUGUAGAUGUAGCUCCAUGUUUGAACCUUCCAGGCUACCGUCUUCCAUCAGCAUGAGUUCUGGGGAGUAGGGGGAGGUAGGAAGGGGGACUCUGCCCUGAGUACCUUAAGCCCUGGCUCAUCUCAGGCACAGGUUCUGAUUUGCUCAGCCAGGGAUGCCCAUGAACUGUCAUUUCACUCAUCCGUCUGCCUCCAGGAAGGCCUGGUUAAAGACAGCCUCCUGGGUGUUGGGGGUGAUCUCUCAUGUCCACAAAGGUCCCCAGUCCUUAAAUCAGUAAUCAUAUACUCCAGUCCAGCUCCCUUAAUCUCCAGAUGUAGUUGCGAGAAUCUGAAGCCCAGCACAAGAUAAUCCUCCAACCCAUGGAGCUAGUGAACUUGAAUUGGGAAACUCUGGAGCCUUGUCUCCCAUCUGGGGCAUUGAGGACCACAUAGCUACUGAAUGGACCCUUCCAGGCUUAGAGAGCCCCUGUCCUGCAACUACCUGCCUCCCUCCCAACCAUCCCUAAGACAUUCCAGCUGGUUGGAUCUCAGAGAAGAUCUAUCCGCAGAGAAACUGGGAUGUUGAUUCAGUGCUCCAUUACUCAGCGCCUCCAUGCCCAGCCCUGUGCCCAGACCCAUAGGUGGGGAAACUGAGGCAGGGACAGGGCUCUCCCCUCCAGAGGCUCCAUGCUGGGAGGUCAGGAUGGAGAGCCAGAAGGGACCUGAGGAUCAUCCAGUCUCACUCACAGAAUCAUUCAUGCGCCUAGAA
Messenger RNA from Vicugna pacos (alpaca), 2437 nucleotides. It is a transcript of the gene MOB3C, whose product is annotated as MOB kinase activator 3C. NCBI's taxonomy places the organism in Eukaryota, Metazoa, Chordata, Mammalia, Artiodactyla, Camelidae. The record is from RefSeq and is a predicted model, not a curated record.